AUGGAUUCAUCUCCGGAACCGAUCAAAGAAGUUUGGCAACAUUUAUUCGUACCGGAUGAGUUGAUUCAGGCCCUUGUUAAGGCUCAAUUUCAUCAGCCAACUCCCAUUCAAGCUUGUGUACUUCCCGCAGCCAUUCGAGAUCGUUCGGAUAUUUUGGGUUCCGCCCCGACAACAACUAAAGACCCCACCGUUGAUUCGGUACACUCGGACAGUGAAAAUCCUGCGUGUGUGGAAGAAGCCAUGGAUGUGGUUGUUGCACCGGACGAUACAGUGCCAAACAGUGCCGAUACUGAAUCGACUUCAAAAAAGCGGAAAAACAAAAAAAAGAAGUCGCCAUUUGAUGCACAGAUUGACUUAUCAUUCAACCGGGACAACUAUUUGAAUCUAGCAGUAAUCGAAGAACUGGAUGCGGACACUGGGGAAGUCAAAGCGGUUCACUCGCUAGCAGACGGGCCAUUGACCGAAUACAGUGUGUGCUCGUCUGCCUCAGUGGGAACAAAAAUCCAAACCGGGGAUCCUAAAUGUGGUCGCGUUUAUGCCUUAGUUUUACUCCCGACUCGAGAACUGGCUCUUCAGGUGCGUCAACAUUUGCGCAUGUUGGCGGAGUUUGUGAAACCCCGUAUUCGGAUCGAGGCCAUCGUGGGUGGAAUCUCCGUGCAAAAACAAUCACGUCUUCUAAGCUACAAACCGCAUGUGAUCGUGGCAACCCCGGGCCGACUGUGGCAAUUCAUACAACAGGAAGAUCCGCAUCUGUGUACCGUGCGUGAAGCAAAUUUUAUGGUUGUGGACGAAGCAGACAAACUAGUUGAGGCAAAUCAUUUUGAGGAUCUUCGGGAACUGUUCACCUGGCUUCACGCUGACACAACCGGCACAGGCGAGAACAAAUCGAGCUCCGAUGCACGCAUGCAACACGUCAAACGACGUCAGACUGCGGUGUUCUCGGCCACACUGACGUUUGUGCACAGGGGUGCUUUAAAACCGGGCACCGGUGCCAAGCACAGAAAGCAAUGGUCCUCCGGGCGAAAUGGACUAACGAAAGAACUCAAGUUAAGUGCUCUUCGUGACUUGUUUGGUUUGAGUCCUCGUGCCAAGGUCUUCGACUUAUCCUCAACAUCAGAGAAUGAGGUGCCGAGCUUAGACGUGACUGCAGCACCGCCGCCACCACAGGAAGUCCAUACCGCUUCUGUGGCCUGUCCGGAGGGAUUGCAAGAAUAUCGAUUUUUGUGCUCGGAUCAACCGUCGAAAGAUAUGCGUCUAUUUUGGUUUCUCGCGUUCGGUCGUCACCAGCCUGUGACUGGAGCACUUUCUUCUCCGAACACGGGCAAUCAACGCUGUUUGAUUUUCAUCAAUAGCAAGUCCGGUGUGCGUCGUCUGGCCGGUGUGAUGCGACAGUUGACAGAAGGAAAUGCGUUCGCUGUGUCCGACUAUCCCCGACCGCAGUACGUUAAUGUGCUGCAUGCAGAUAUGUUGCAGAAACAACGACUUCGAGCCCUGGAGCGUUUUCAAUCCGAUCCGAAUGGGAUCCUAUUGGCCAGUGAUGUUGCAUCGCGUGGUUUGGACUUGGCCUCAAUGGGAAGUCUGAACAGUGGUGACGGAGGCAUAGCUUGGGUGGUACACUUUGACGUGCCACACACGGCCGAAUUGUACAUCCAUCGGCGUGGCCGCACCGCUCGAGCUUAUCGAACCGGGACCAGUGUUCUGUUUGUUUGCCCCAAUGAAAUCCCUCUGUGGAGGCGUUUGGCACUCAGUCUGAAACGAAUAGAUCUGGACCUGACGGACUUUCCGUUAGAGCCUACGCAAUUCCAACUGACUGCUUGCGAAAAAAUUGUGGAGUUGGCCAGACGACUAGAUUUAACUGCACACACGGCAUCGCGUAAAAAGGCGAACGACGAUUGGUUCUCACAGGCUGCGAAAAGUGCCGACAUCCUGCUCGAGUCCGAUGAGGACAACGAGGAUGUUUAUGACGAGCUACCUAAAUCAAAGAGACGAAAGCUGGAAGUGACCGAGGCAAAACGCCAAGUCGCCAUUGCUCGUGCCGAUCUACAGCAGGUGAGCUGUUGCAUCAUACUCUCACAUGAUCUGCGCGUGUGUGUGUGUGUCUGUGUGUUUUCCGGUUCCAUUCUUUCUUAG
Echinostoma caproni is the source of this 2130-nucleotide messenger RNA. Lineage: Eukaryota; Metazoa; Platyhelminthes; Trematoda; Plagiorchiida; Echinostomatidae. The record is from the annotation of a GenBank genome assembly.